Molecule: messenger RNA, 288 nt
Organism: Penicillium brevicompactum
Lineage: Eukaryota; Fungi; Ascomycota; Eurotiomycetes; Eurotiales; Aspergillaceae
Exons: 1
Coding region: 1-288 (95 amino acids)
Source: RefSeq, a predicted model, not a curated record
AUGCAUCUCCGCAUUGUGCCCUAUGCCAUCCUCCUAGGCACGAGCGUUCUCUCGGCAGCCCAGGUGCAAGCCCCAGAAGUGUCUCGUAGGGCCAUCAAAUGUGCUUGCAGCGGCAUCGCUGGCAACACUCGUUCAGCGUGUCGCUCUAGUGGGGGCGACUUCAACGAGGGCGGCUGCGGAUUCUCGGGCUGCUGUCUGUAUGCAGGCAAUGAGCAAACCAACUUCAUUGAGUUCUGUCAGGCACUGGGAUUCGGAUUCAGGCGCUGUGACGAUUGCCAUGCAUGUUGA